Molecule: messenger RNA, 210 nt
Organism: Echinococcus granulosus
Lineage: Eukaryota; Metazoa; Platyhelminthes; Cestoda; Cyclophyllidea; Taeniidae
Product: Kinesin-like protein KIF1A
Exons: 2
Coding region: 1-210 (69 amino acids)
Biological process (GO): microtubule-based movement
Molecular function (GO): ATP binding; microtubule motor activity; microtubule binding
Source: RefSeq, a predicted model, not a curated record
AUGUCCUCGGUGAAGGUUGCAGUUCGUGUGAGGCCCUUCAACAAACGGGAAGUGGGUCUUCGUUCAAAGCGAGUCAUCUCGAUGUCCGGAAACACAACAACGAUAUGCAAAGCAGAUGCCGAGGAAUCCACAAGCAAAACCUUCCAAUUCGACUACAGCUAUUGGUCGCACACCGAUGUAAGUCCUUCCUACAUCACCCGUCUUAAUUAA